ACGUCGGCUCAGAUACAACGGCUUGUGCUCGAAUCGCCCGUCCCCGUACUACUCGAUGUGUACGCUGAUUGGUGUGGACCGUGCAAAGUUCUCGGUCCAGCGUUGGAAGAAAUGGCGAUCAAGUCCGGUGGAGCUUUUCGACUUGUCAAGGUCAACUCAGACAAUGAACGACCAGUAUCUACUUCAUUGGAAGUUAAGGCUUUGCCGUCUGUGUUUGGCCUCAAAGAUGGAAAA
Phaeodactylum tricornutum CCAP 1055/1 is the source of this 234-nucleotide messenger RNA. RefSeq lists its product with no specific name. The annotation marks the transcript as partial. NCBI's taxonomy places the organism in Eukaryota, Bacillariophyta, Bacillariophyceae, Surirellales, Neidiaceae. Gene Ontology annotation, cellular component: cytoplasm. Gene Ontology annotation, molecular function: oxidoreductase activity, acting on a sulfur group of donors, disulfide as acceptor. The transcript has 2 exons. The record is from RefSeq and is a predicted model, not a curated record.